AUGACCAAGCCCGCGUCCACCGAUGGUGUGCUGCCCGAUGCACCUCCAAGCGGCCCCAAGAACUCCAAUGACGAGGCAUUCCUGACGCGAGAAGGUCAAAACGUGAUCAAGGAUCACCCUUUAAGCCAUGUCACGGGCAACAAGUUAUCGAAUGGACGCGUCGAAGUCGGUGACGUCCCCAUGGAACCCUCCACCGACGCCGCAGCCACCCCAGCAACCAACGGCCACACGACAGACGGCGAGAACGUCGCCAUCAACGGCCACAACUCUGUUGACAAAACACACGACGAUACCGAGCGACCAGCAAAGCGAAGACGCACGCGUGAUGCGACACCCCCGCCAGCUGCUCGCAAACUGAAGCCGAUAUCUCCUCCGUGGAAGCGCUUCGACGCUGAUGGACCGACAUCUUACACGGACAAUGGUCGUCGAAGAUCAGGCCGAACGAACUCAAUACCUAUCGAACACCAACCCUCUGGGAAGAAGCGACUGACAAGGGCCGCCAUCAAUGGAGCUCAAAACACACCGUCCGCCAAGAUCCCACCUCCCCCUUCUCCACGAUCCAGCCGUACCUCCCACGUUGCAUCAAAGCCCGCCUCGAUUUCAAAGCCCAGCCCAGCGACGAAAUCAUCUUAUACACGGUCCUCAUCAGGGUUAACACCCAAACCCAGCUCGAAGAAGCCGGAUGCAGAGCCGAAGACAUCCUUGCGAGCAACACGUCGCCACACUCCCCCUCCAGCUACCCAACCUUCUCGGCAAUCUAGGCGUUCGCUUAGGUUGUCUCGUCAAGAUGACGAGUUUGAUGACAUUGAGAACACGACACCACUCCGCACUACUCGGCACUCAACACGUGAGCGCCCUGGCCCUUCACCUCGAAUCAAGCUGCGUGUUAGCAGAUCGGAUUUCAUCCCCUUGGUGCACCCUGACCAGGUACGCAAACGACCGAAGAUCGGUACAAGUUUUGAAGACUUCUGGAAUCGCGCUGGUGGUGUUCCAGUAGAGGAGGGGGGGCUCCAAGUUCUCGAAGAUGGCACUCCGUACUCGGAUGAAGCCGCCCUCAAGGAUGCCCGCCUCAUUAUGCGAAUUGAGGACGAGGCGGAGCCCGGGGGGUUGCUCUCUGAAGGCCGCUGCUCUCUUUUCGCCCCAGAAGGCGAGGAAGAACCGCCGCGCCAAUGGGCCCGGCAAGACCACAUGGUUCGGGCCAUGACCAACUUCCGACGACUCAUGCUCGCCGAGCAACAACGCCACCGUGCUACCGCGAAGAAACUGGCCGAGGCAUGCCGUGAUGAAUGGAUCCGACGACAGCCGAAAUCAGCAGAAGAGAUUGAGCGUGAAGCCAAGGACUAUUGGAUCGGCAGAUACAGACUUGUCGCACGGACACUCUUUGGGACAUGGGACAACGUUCGAGCCGAGGUCAAUAGAAGGCGUUUGGAACAGUGGGAGGCUGAGGAGCAGCGCCGAGUGAAAGCUGCUUUAAAUGAAGCGGUCAACCUAUCUGAACAGAAGCUGCAAGCUCGGCAGACCGGACUAGACUCCGAGUUGAUCUCAGAUGAGGAUGAUAUGUCCGAUAUGUCGGAUGAUUUGGGUCUUACGUCUGAUGGUGACGGAGGAGCCGAAAUCGACUCUGCGAGCAGCGACGACGAAGCUGACGAUGAAAACAGCGACAAUAUGUCAUCCUCCGGGGAUGAGGAGGAUGAAGAUGGUGGCGAAGACGUCGCCGAUGAGGGGCUGACUCAAGAACAACUUCAAGCCAAAUAUGCCAAUAUUCCAACUAUCAAGGAUGAUGCUGAGCAACCUGCCGAUGCAGCUCAGACCCCUAUCGUGAAUGGGGUGGAUGAUCACUCAGGCUUAGCUGACGAAACAACUGAUGAAUCCGUGGACAUGGACGACGAUAUGGGUACUACGGACAGCGAUGAAUCUGGCUCCGCCGAGGAUGAUUCGGAAGAGAGUGAUGAGGACGGUUCAGCUGGUGGUCUACUUGGCCUUCUCUUCGGCAAGUCUGAGUUGAAAACUUUGAAGAGCGAGGCAGAAAGCGAGCUCCCCACAUCAGACGCUGUAUCUGAGGCACAAGGCCCGGAGGCCAAACGCGAGACUGUUCCUACAAGCCCCCAUGAGGGAGAUAAUGGUGAGAAGAUGAAUGGGGUUGAGGAAGAAACCGCUGGCCAAUUGUCAAAUCCUGCAGCCACUGUCGCGGAUCUCGAAGAAAAGAACCAACCGGAGGGUCAAGAAGAGGUGAAUGGCCUUCAUAAACACAAGACUUCGCCAACUUGUUCCGACCCCGAAGGGAACGCCACCGAAUUGACAUUAGGGUCGCAAAAGCCUUCGACAAGCUCACCCAUGGAAGUUGAUCAUGCACCGGUUUCAGAGCCUGUUAGCAAAUCUCAAGACAACGGCCCUUCUGUCACAAAUGGGACACAUGUAUUCGAACCCGACGACAUAAUCAUGGAAGAUUCCGAAAACAAAGCCGAGGUUCACCAGGAUGACGCCCAGCUAGCUAUUUCUCAAGAGCAUGACGGAGUCGAGCUUGCAAUAGAGAAAGUUAAUGGCUCGAAUCAACUCGAACAGCUGGGUGCUGAAGAUAAGGACGAAGUGGGGGAAUCUGAACAAGUCGAUCGAGGCAACACUGAGGCUCCGGAGACAACAGUCGUGGAAACACAAUCCUCACCUCCGAAGUCGGAUCACAAAACUGAAGUUCCUUUCCUCUUGCGCGGGACUUUGCGAGAAUAUCAACAUCACGGGCUGGAUUGGCUUGCUGGCCUCUAUGCUAACAAUACGAAUGGUAUUCUUGCAGAUGAAAUGGGCCUCGGUAAGACGAUCCAAACAAUUGCACUUCUUGCUCAUUUAGCUUGCACUCACCACGUGUGGGGCCCACAUUUGGUCAUUGUUCCGACAAGCGUGAUGCUGAACUGGGAGAUGGAAUUCAAAAAGUGGUGCCCGGGCUUCAAGAUUCUUGCGUACUACGGAACACAGGACGAACGAAAGCGAAAGCGACAAGGCUGGAAUAAUGACGAUGUCUGGAAUGUCUGCAUUACCUCGUAUCAGCUUGUUCUACAAGAUCAACAAGUGUUCAAGAGACGAAGGUGGCAUUAUAUGAUCUUGGACGAGGCGCACAAUAUCAAGAACUUCAAAUCCCAGCGCUGGCAGACACUGCUCGGGUUUAACACCCACUCUCGACUACUUCUGACCGGUACACCCUUGCAGAACAAUCUUACAGAAUUAUGGUCUCUGCUUUUCUUUUUAAUGCCUGCGGAGAAUGGUGCUGGUGGAUUUGCAGAUUUACAAGAGUUCCAUGACUGGUUCCAUAAGCCUGAGUCUCAAAUUCUUGAAAGUGGGCGGGAACAGAUGGAUGAUGAAGCCAAAGCGAUCAUCUCCAAGCUUCACAAAGUGCUUCGUCCAUAUCUUCUGCGGCGCCUCAAGGCUGAUGUUGAGAAGCAAAUGCCUGGUAAAUAUGAGCACGUUGAGUUUUGCCGACUAUCAAAACGUCAACGUGAGCUCUAUGACGGCUUCUUGUCUCGGGCGGAUACCAAAGACACAUUGGCUUCAGGCAACUAUAUGUCGAUCAUCAACUGUUUGAUGCAGCUCCGAAAAGUCUGCAACCAUCCUGAUUUGUUCAUUGAUCGCCCCAUCAUGACUUCUUUCCGUAUGAUCAAGUCAGUCCCGGCGGACUACUCCUUUACCGAAAAGACCAUAAAGCGAUGCCUUUUCCCUGAACAGUUGAUGAGUACUGUCAGCCUCAACUUUCUGAACAUGAUCCCCGCACAGUAUGAGUCGCUUUCCACCGUUGCUACUGAGCGCAUCUGGCAGCUUAGCGGUGGUAACCGGACAUUGACGGAACUCCGAGAGACUCAAAAGAGCAGAGCCCAAAAGGCGUACGUCACUCUUGACCCUUCGACUGUGAACUCAAAUAUUGCGUAUCUGGAAAGUGCCGGUCGAUGGGGCCGUUUUGAUGAGCUGCAGCAUGUCGUGUACUUGAAUGCUCUUCGCCGGCAACAAAAACCUAUAUACGGCAGAAAUCUGAUCGAUCUUCUUACCAUUGGCGUUGACCAGCGCCCUUGCAAGCCAAAGCCCAAGGUUCCAAAGAACAUCAUGGCAUGGUUUGAAGAGGAUUCAUGCUUCAUCCGAUCUAUGGUGUCAUCAGUGGAUCAACGAGCGGACGCGUUCAGGACUACAAUCGAAAAAUUCUCCUGCGUCACACCGGCUGUCGUUACUCGAGACCUGGAUUCAAUCGUCCUUGGGGAAAAAGGCGUAAACGCAUUCACAGAUGAAGAUUUACGGCUUUCUGCACCUGUGCAUUGGACCCCAUGGAUGCCGAAGGAGCCUCCCCCUGAUCCCUGGCACGAGUCCCGGAUGCGCUCAAGCAUUCAGUUUCCUGACAAGCGCCUUCUCCAAUAUGACUGCGGAAAGCUGCAAGUAUUGGAUGGUUUGCUUCGCAAGUUACAGGCGGGCGGGCACCGUGCUCUGAUAUUCACUCAGAUGACCAAAGUCCUGGAUAUCCUGGAACGGUUCCUUAACAUCCAUGGACAUAAGUAUCUACGCUUGGACGGUGCGACCAAGGUUGAGCAACGACAAAUUCUAACGGAUCGUUUUAACCACGACCCCCGCAUCCUGUGUUUCAUUCUGUCUACGAGAUCAGGUGGUCUUGGCAUCAAUUUGACAGGUGCUGACACCGUCAUCUUCUAUGACCAGGAUUGGAAUCCAGCAAUGGACAAGCAGUGCCAGGAUCGAUGCCACCGUAUUGGUCAGACAAGAGAUGUUCACAUUUACAGACUGGUUAGCGAGCACACGAUUGAGGCCAACAUUCUCCGAAAAGCCUCCCAGAAGCAGAUGCUCGAUGACGUUGUCAUCCAAGAGGGUGAAUUUACCACGGACACAUUUAACAAGGUGUCGGUUGGCGAUGUCCUCAAAGACAAAGUGGAUUUCACCAGUGAAGGCGUCUCAGCUGCCGAUGCAGCCUUGGAUCGUGUUCUAGGCACUGGACCUGAUGAUAGCAGCAGCCGUCGAACAGUUGGGCGGGCUUUGGAGCAGGCAGAGGACAAAGAGGAUGUGACAGCCGCCCGAGUGGCCGAGAAGGAAAUUCUCGCAGACGAUGCAGACUUUACGGAGAAGCCCAGUAACACAGCGUCAGGUGCAUCAACGACACGGCAAGGCACACCAGCUACUAAAUCAGUCCUGGACGGCGGAGUGCUGGAUGAGCCCGACAUCGUGCUGGAUGAGUUGGAAUACAAUGCUUGGGGCGCCCAAAUAAAAACGAUCGACCAGUAUAUGCUUAACACCAUGGCAGAGUAUCUGAAGGACACCAAACUUGAGCUACCCAAGGAUAAGAAGAAGAGCAAGAAGAAGGGCAAAGACACCAGGAAACGAUGA
This is a messenger RNA of Clonostachys solani, 5361 nucleotides long. NCBI's taxonomy places the organism in Eukaryota, Fungi, Ascomycota, Sordariomycetes, Hypocreales, Bionectriaceae. The record is from the annotation of a GenBank genome assembly.